Molecule: messenger RNA, 924 nt
Organism: Saitoella complicata NRRL Y-17804
Lineage: Eukaryota; Fungi; Ascomycota; Saitoellomycetes; Saitoellales; Saitoellaceae
Exons: 2
Coding region: 64-831 (255 amino acids)
Biological process (GO): ubiquitin-dependent protein catabolic process
Cellular component (GO): endoplasmic reticulum
Molecular function (GO): ubiquitin-like protein conjugating enzyme binding; ubiquitin protein ligase activity
Source: RefSeq, a predicted model, not a curated record
CAUACACUCCAUCAAGCAACCAGCAUAUAUCCAGCAUACACGUAGCAAAGUAUUUUGCCUCUCAUGGAGGUUGAAUCGCAGGAUCGAGAGUUGAGGCAUGCGUAUAGCACCUCUCAGCUCUAUCUCAGCAGAUCGAGUCAUACGCAUGCGCAUACAUGGUCGGCACGGAAUAGAAGGUGCAUGGGAGUUGAAGCGGACCCGCCCGAACAGGCUCUCACAGCGAAUCGGAAGAAGGAUGAGGAGGAGGAAGACAAGACGAAGGAUUUUGAGUGCAAUAUAUGCUUCGAAACGGCAGCAUCACCAGUACUGACCCUGUGCGGUCACCUAUACUGUUGGCCAUGUCUAUACCACUGGCUUGGAAUUCACGCUUCAUGUCCAGUCUGCAAGAAUCCAUGUUCAACUACCAACGUCGUCCCGAUAUACGGCAGAGGAGGAAGUUCCUCUCUGGUUGCCGCCGACCCAGGCGUGGCACCGAGACUUCAGAUGACUGAACAAGAAAGGCACUGGGCGGAUACUCUGCUGAUGCCGCCUGACCCGCCAGCCAGGAGACAGAGUAUGAAUACGACUACAAAACCUGAGGUUGUUCCUCCCCGACCACAGGCACCCAUCACCCGGUCAAGACCGACAAUCAAGUCGAGGUCCGCACAGCCAGAUAUCACAUGGAGUCCCAUCUCAGGGACUGGCAUUAAUUUCUUUGGGUUAGUUGGCGUGCAGGAAGUUAAUGCGAUGCCUGCUGUUAGGGUGAUUGCGAGGAGGGAGGAAGAACAUAAGUUUGGGCGGUGGUUUUGUGGGUUUUUGGUGUUGAUGAUUGGGUGGGCGAUGUUUGGAUGAUGAGUGUACGAUUACGAUUACGGUUGAACGCUGGGUUUACUUUUGUUUGGGAAUGGUAGGGUUUGGUUCUGGUGUCUUUUUUUCUUUCAGGAA